This is a messenger RNA of Corvus hawaiiensis (hawaiian crow), 2773 nucleotides long. RefSeq names its product LIM homeobox 9 (gene LHX9). Bases 460 to 1449 code for a protein of 329 amino acids. The record is from RefSeq and is a predicted model, not a curated record. NCBI's taxonomy places the organism in Eukaryota, Metazoa, Chordata, Aves, Passeriformes, Corvidae. The transcript is spliced from 5 exons. Gene Ontology annotation, biological process: regulation of transcription by RNA polymerase II; neuron differentiation. Gene Ontology annotation, molecular function: RNA polymerase II transcription regulatory region sequence-specific DNA binding; DNA-binding transcription factor activity, RNA polymerase II-specific. Gene Ontology annotation, cellular component: nucleus.
UCAGUGGCAGCUCAAGGGAGAGAACUCCUCCUACUAAAUUAUCAAAAAUGGGCUGGCUUUAGUCUCUUAACAAAUUGGACAGAGCUCCGGAAAGCAGCAGUCCCAAAUCCAACCUACAGGCACUGGGAACUUUAAAGCAACCAGGGACUGCUGAAAAUAGCACUUCUUUUUGCUUUCUUUGUAUUCAAAACUAUAUCCUUUCCCGACUGAUUCUACUGCCCCAGGUCCAAGUCUCUCCAGUCAGAAGCCCUAGCUCUCCAGAACAGUAACAGAUCCUUUAGCUCGCUUUUAUUAUUUUAUUUUUAAAACUAAUUAUUAUUACAUUUUCUCCCCCUUGUUUGUUUUCUGCACAUCUUCAGGAAGCCCUCAGUGCUUGCGCGAAGAGAAGCUCCUAUUGCAACCUCGCUGUGCGCCUCGGUGUAAACAUUUUGGAUGAUCUAAAGACUCUGGGGUCUGUAUAUGGAAAUAGUGGGGUGCAGAGCAGAAGAAAAUACUUGUCCUUUCCGUCCCCCAGCCAUGCUUUUCCACGGGAUCUCCGGAGGCCACAUCCAAGGAAUCAUGGAGGAGAUGGAGAGGCGAUCCAAGACCGAGUCCCGCCUGGCCAAAGGGGGACAGAUGAACGGCCGAGAAACGAACAUGCCCCCCAUGAGCCCCGAGAAGCCUGCUUUGUGUGCUGGUUGUGGAGGGAAGAUCUCAGACAGAUAUUACCUGCUGGCUGUUGACAAACAAUGGCACCUCAGGUGUCUUAAGUGCUGUGAAUGUAAACUGGCUUUGGAGUCAGAACUCACCUGCUUUGCCAAGGACGGCAGUAUUUACUGCAAGGAGGAUUACUACAGGUUCUCCGUGCAGAGAUGUGCCCGCUGCCACCUUGGGAUCUCAGCCUCCGAAAUGGUCAUGAGAGCCAGGGAAUCGGUUUAUCACCUGAGCUGCUUCACCUGCACCACGUGCAACAAGACUCUGACCACGGGCGAUCACUUUGGCAUGAAGGACAACCUGGUUUACUGCAGGGCCCACUUCGAGUCCCUUUUGCAAGGAGAAUACCCCCCUCAGCUGAGCUACACCGAGCUGGCUGCCAAGAGCGGAGGGCUGGCCCUGCCUUACUUCAACGGCACUGGCACGGUCCAGAAGGGGAGGCCCAGGAAACGAAAGAGCCCUGCCUUGGGAGUGGACAUCGUCAGCUACAACUCAGGUUGUAAUGAGAAUGAGGCAGAUCACCUGGACAGAGACCAGCAGCCUUAUCCCCCAUCCCAGAAAACAAAGCGCAUGCGUACCUCCUUCAAACACCACCAGCUUCGUACCAUGAAGUCCUAUUUUGCUAUCAACCACAACCCAGAUGCCAAGGACCUCAAGCAGCUUGCCCAGAAAACAGGCCUGACCAAGAGAGUUCUGCAGGGAGAACAAAUCAUGGGGCAUUACAGCCAAACAUCCCGACGUUUGAAAAUUCCCUAAAGUAUUAAAAGAAGGGGAAAAGUUUGAUCGGAAAUCCACUGCAGUGAAGACAAAGACAAUAUUAGGUUAUGAUAAUCAUACAUUUAAAAAUCUAUUGAGCCAAAAAAUAAAAAUAAAAGACUCGAUGUCAUUUCCUGAAUGUUAACAAAACAUAUGUUAUUUUAUGGUGUCUAAUUAACAGAACUGAAGGCUUCAACAAAUUGUGUGGUAUCAAAAACAAAUUUAGAGAAACUAUGUAUAAAACCAGAGCAACCUGGCAGCAAUCUACCCAGCCCAUAUUCGAAGAAAACUUUUCUUUUUUUAAAAAAAAUCACAUUUGUCAAGCACAAGUACUUGUAAAAUAAAACCUGAGUGCAUUCAUUCCACUUGCUUGCUAAUGUGUACUAGUCAUAUCUGUUAAAUGGAUUUUUGUAAAUUCAAGAACUUUUCACUCAUCCGAGAUCAUAGGAAUCAAAACCCAGUAACUUUAGUACUAUUGUUUCCGAAUUAUUUUUUUUUAAAUGAGACAACUCUGCAUGCACUUUUCCAUCUGUCACAUAUAGUGUACAUUUCUGUAUGAUGAAUUUCUCUUUGAUGUUUCUUGUAUAAUACCUUUCAUUAAUAAACAUUUUAUUUGACGCAAACAUAGUUAACUUUAUGUAAACACAUAGCUAAUUGUUCCAACUAAUUUAAACUUUUCUUUUGAAAGGAAGCAGUACAGUGCAGUUCCAAUAUGCUAUAUAUAUAUAUCUAAAAUCAAAAAGAACGAAGUAGCAAUACUAUUGCACAGUGUAAAAUUAUUUCCUUUGGUAUUAAUUUUUAAAUUUUUUAACUUCUUGUAUAAAACUGACAUGUUUUAAAAAGAAAUUCCUGUCCGCAUUGACAAUAAAACAAUCCCCAAAUUCUUCAUCAAUAUAAGAAAACAUGAGCAGUACAGUGUGUAAAAUCCUCAGUGACUUUAGAGUACAAGGAUAUAGUUUGUGUGUCCCUGAGCUGUUUACAUGGUCACUAUGCAAUGAGCAAGUUUGCUACAUAGAGUUGGUCCUAAGAUUCCGAGUCCAAAUCCCAGAUGAUUUUUACAAGCCAACAAGCAAGUGUAACAAUAACCAAUUCUUAGUAAUGAGGUUUUGUAACUGUUGAGCAACUAUUUGCAGAAAGAUUUUUAAAAAUAUAUUCCUAUUUAGCUGUAUAGCCAAAGCAUAUGUUAAACAAAUUAACAUAUAAAAGACUUGCCAGAAAAUCUUUCAUUAAGAUGACAUUUUUAUUAUAUACUAAUGAACCCUAUGUAAACAAUGUAACUUUUAUGAAUGAUGGACAUUAAAUAUUUCACUUACGUGUAUCCUCA